This is a messenger RNA of Nannospalax galili (Upper Galilee mountains blind mole rat), 1770 nucleotides long. It is a transcript of the gene Hadh, whose product is annotated as hydroxyacyl-CoA dehydrogenase. The transcript is spliced from 8 exons. Gene Ontology annotation, biological process: fatty acid beta-oxidation. The record is from RefSeq and is a predicted model, not a curated record. Bases 88 to 1032 code for a protein of 314 amino acids. Gene Ontology annotation, molecular function: NAD+ binding; (3S)-3-hydroxyacyl-CoA dehydrogenase (NAD+) activity. Gene Ontology annotation, cellular component: mitochondrion. Lineage: Eukaryota; Metazoa; Chordata; Mammalia; Rodentia; Spalacidae.
GGGGCUUGCCUGACGUCACGGGCCCCGCCCCCCGGGGUGGCCUGGCCCGGCUUCGCGGUCGCCUUCCCACUGCCCCGCAGCCGCACCAUGGCUUUCGUGACCAGGCAGUUCGUGCGCUCCGUGUCCUCCUCGUCCUCCGCGUCUGCCACGGCGAAGAAGAUCCUCAUCAAGCACGUGACGGUCAUCGGCGGCGGGCUGAUGGGCGCGGGCAUCGCACAGGUGGCUGCAGCAACUGGCCACACAGUGGUGUUGGUAGACCAAACAGAGGACAUCCUGGCAAAAUCCAAAAAGGGAAUUGAGGAGAGCCUAAGGAGAAUGGCGAAGAAGAAGUUUGCAGAAAACCCUGAGGCUGGCAGUGCAUUUGUGGAGAAGACCCUGAGUAGCCUCUCAACCAGCACAGAUGCAGCUUCCGUUGUCCACAGCACAGACCUGGUGGUGGAGGCCAUUGUGGAGAAUCUGAAAGUGAAGAACGAGCUCUUCCAAAGACUGGACAAGUUCGCCGCAGAACACACCAUCUUUGCCAGCAACACUUCUUCUUUGCAGAUCACAAGUAUAGCCAAUGCUACCACCAGACAAGACCGAUUUGCUGGCCUGCAUUUUUUCAACCCGGUCCCCAUGAUGAAGCUCGUGGAGGUCAUUAAAACACCAAUGACCAGCCAGAAAACAUUUGAAUCUCUGGUCGACUUUUGUAAAACCUUGGGAAAGCAUCCUGUUUCUUGCAAGGACACUCCUGGGUUUAUUGUGAACCGCCUUUUGGUGCCGUACCUCGCAGAAGCCAUCAGGCUACAUGAACGAGGUGAUGCAUCUAAGGAAGACAUUGACAUGGCAAUGAAGUUGGGAGCUGGGUAUCCCAUGGGUCCAUUUGAACUUCUUGACUACGUUGGACUGGAUACUACAAAGUUCAUCUUGGAUGGGUGGCACGAAAUGGAUUCGAAGAACCCCCUAUUUCAGCCCAGUCCUUCCCUGAAUAAUCUGGUGGCUGAGAAGAAACUGGGUAAGAAGACUGGAGAAGGCUUUUACAAAUACAAGUGAUACUCCCGAAGGGUUUCAGAGCACCCCCAGCCAGCCGUGGGACAGGGACGACUGUGUCCUGGGCAGCCGCUAUCAGGCUCGCCACAGGUGCUCAGCGGGCCCUCCCCUGCGGUUUCUCUGAAGUAAUUGUUACACAAGUUGCAGUAAUAACAGAUUCUACCACUGAGAACUAAUUUUCUGGUUUAGUCUGUUCUCUUUUGUGUAUUUUUCUAAAAAGCUUUAUGCCCUUGGUGCCUUAGAGCAAACGUUUUUUCUGAACCUGUUGUUUUUGUAAAGCAUUACCUAAAUUCAUUUACUCACAUCCUCUGAGGAUGAGUGCGCUGUGUUCAUCAGUGUUCCACCGAGGGGCCAGGAGCCAUCCUGCAUUCCUGGUGCAUCUAACAGGCUGCAACUGACAGCAGGUGAGUUCUGCCUCUCUGAGGAUGUUUGCUGUCUGCAGCUUCAAGUGUUAGUCCACAUUCUGGGAACGGCACAAGUUAUGUCUUCAUUGGACUCAUCAAGACAUGGCUCCCUUCCAACAAGAAUCUGUGUGCUUGGUUUGUAGGACGAGUCUGUCUUCAUGGUCAUUCAACUCUUAGUUCUCUCUCUCUCUCUCUCUCUCUCUCUCUCUCUCUCUCUCUCUCUCUCUCUGUUUCAUUUUUCAUGAGUAAUCAGUGCCACAAACUGCCUAUUGACUAAUAAAACACAAUCUUUUAAUCUGUGAAAAUUCAAAUGGAAAUAAACAUGUAUAACCUGAAA